UCGCGGCGGCGGCGGCGGCGGCGAGGAGGGGGGAGAGCGGGCUGCGCGGCCGCGGCUGCCGGGCGCUGGGCUGGGCGGCGCUUCUUCUUCUUCUUUUUUUUUUUCGCAAUUUCCACUCGCGGGGAGCAGGAAACCCGGCGCAGCCGGGCGCAGCGGGCCGCGAUGCAGCAGCAGCAGCAGCACCAGCAGCAGCAGCAGGAAUCGCCCCGGGGCAGCAGCGGCAGCAGCAGCAGAGGCAGCAGCGGGCGGCGCUGAGCCGCCGCGGCGGUCGCUACCGAGGAGAAAGCCGGCCCAGCCGCCGCCGCGUCCCGACCCUCGCGCCCCAGUCCCCGCGCCCCGGUCCCGGCGUCCAACCCCCGCGCCCGCCUCCGCCAACUUUCACGCUGCCUCGGCGGCCCGGCCCGGCUCGACGCCAAUGGUGGAGGCCAUAGUGGAGUUUGACUACCAGGCCCAGCACGACGAUGAGCUGACUAUCAGCGUGGGUGAGAUCAUCACCAACAUCAGGAAGGAGGAUGGAGGCUGGUGGGAGGGACAGAUCAACGGCAGAAGAGGUUUGUUCCCUGACAACUUUGUAAGAGAAAUAAAGAAAGAAAUGAAGAAAGACCCUCUCUCCAGCAAAGCUCCAGAAAAGCCCAUGCACGAAGUGUCCAGUGGAAAUGCUUUGCUAUCAUCUGAAACAAUUCUAAGAACCAACAAGAGAGGCGAGCGACGGAGGCGCCGUUGCCAGGUGGCAUUCAGCUACCUGCCCCAGAAUGACGAUGAGCUUGAGCUGAAAGUCGGCGACAUCAUAGAGGUGGUAGGAGAGGUAGAGGAAGGAUGGUGGGAAGGCGUUCUCAAUGGAAAGACCGGAAUGUUUCCUUCCAACUUCAUCAAGGAGCUGUCGGGGGAGUCGGAUGACCUGGGUAUUUCGCAGGAUGAACAACUCUCCAAGUCAAGUUUAAGGGAAACCACAGGCUCCGAGAGUGAUGGGGGUGACUCGAGCAGUACCAAAUCCGAAGGUGCCAACGGGACAGUCGCAACUGCAGCAAUCCAGCCGAAGAAAGUUAAGGGAGUGGGCUUCGGAGAUAUAUUCAAAGACAAACCAAUAAAACUAAGACCAAGGUCGAUUGAAGUAGAGAAUGACUUUCUACCAGUGGAGAAGACUAUUGGAAAGAAGUUACCUCCAGCUACAACUCCGGAGCCGUCAAAACCAGAAAUGGACAGCAGGACAAAGACCAAGGAUUACUGCAAAGUAAUAUUUCCAUAUGAGGCACAGAAUGAUGAUGAAUUGACAAUCAAAGAAGGAGAUAUAGUGACUCUCAUCAAUAAGGAUUGCAUCGACGUGGGCUGGUGGGAAGGAGAGCUCAAUGGCAGACGAGGAGUUUUCCCUGACAACUUCGUGAAGUUACUUCCACCUGACUUUGAAAAGGAGGGCAAUAGACCCAAGAAGCCGCCUCCUCCAUCCGCUCCUGUCAUCAAGCAAGGGGCAGGUACCACUGAGAGAAAACAUGAAAUUAAAAAGAUACCUCCUGAAAGACCGGAAACACUUCCAAAUAGAACAGAAGAAAAAGAAAGACCAGAGAGAGAGCCAAAACUGGACUUACAGAAGCCUUCCGUUCCUGCCAUACCGCCAAAAAAGCCUCGGCCACCCAAGACCAAUUCUCUCAGCCGACCGGGUGCACUGCCUCCCAGGAGGCCUGAACGACCAGUGGGUCCCCUGACCCACACCAGGGGUGACGGUCCAAAGAUUGACUUGGUGGGCAGUUCGAUCUCUGGCAUCCUGGACAAGGAUCUCUCGGACCGCAGCAAUGACAUCGACCUAGAAGGUUUUGACUCCGUGGUAUCAUCUACUGAGAAACUCAGCCACCCAACCACAAGCAGACCCAAAGCCACGGGGAGACGGCCCCCGUCCCAGUCCCUCACAUCCUCUUCCCUUUCAAGCCCUGAUAUCUUUGACUCCCCAAGUCCCGAAGAAGAUAAAGAGGAACACGUUUCGCUUGCACACAGAGGAGUGGAAGCAUCAAAGAAAACUUCAAAGACUGUUACCAUAUCCCAAGUGUCCGACAACAAAGCAUCCCUGCCGCCCAAGCCAGGGACCAUGGCUGCAGGUGGUGGUGGCGGGCCAGCCCCUCUGUCCUCGGCAACAUCCUCCCCCCUGUCAUCCUCUUUGGGAACAGCAGGACACAGAGCCAACUCCCCGUCUCUGUUUGGCUCGGAAGGAAAACCAAAGAUGGAGCCUGCGGCCAGCAGCCAGGCGGCCGUGGAGGAGCUAAGGACGCAGGUCCGCGAGCUGAGGAGCAUCAUUGAGACCAUGAAGGACCAGCAGAAACGAGAGAUUAAGCAGUUACUGUCAGAGUUGGAUGAAGAGAAGAAAAUCCGGCUUCGGUUGCAGAUGGAAGUUAAUGACAUAAAGAAAACUCUUCAAUCAAAAUGAAUACUUGAUCAAUGAAAUGUCACAUUAUUCAUCCUGAGUCCAAGACUCAAAUUUUCCGCCCCAGCCAAAAUAACCUUGUGCCAAAAGAUUAAAGGUUUGCCUCCACACGUCCCUGUUUGAAAGAUUAGCACAGAAGUCUUGAUAGCACAACACAAAUUCCAUCCAAGAGGAGACUCUUCCCCCUGGUAUAAUCCUGGGCACAGCACUGGUUGUGACUUAGAGCGAAUUGUGCUAAAGGCUUUUUUACUGAGAUCUCACGCGAAACGAAAACUCAGGCAGUUUAGUCCAUAGUGGUACUAUUUUGAUGAUAUUUUCCAUUAAUAAAAUGUAAUUUCCGAUUA
Nyctereutes procyonoides (raccoon dog) is the source of this 2754-nucleotide messenger RNA. RefSeq names its product SH3 domain containing kinase binding protein 1 (gene SH3KBP1). Bases 416 to 2413 code for a protein of 665 amino acids. Gene Ontology annotation, molecular function: protein binding. Lineage: Eukaryota; Metazoa; Chordata; Mammalia; Carnivora; Canidae. The transcript is spliced from 18 exons. The record is from RefSeq and is a predicted model, not a curated record.